Molecule: messenger RNA, 1281 nt
Organism: Juglans regia (Persian walnut)
Lineage: Eukaryota; Viridiplantae; Streptophyta; Magnoliopsida; Fagales; Juglandaceae
Product: protein LIGHT-DEPENDENT SHORT HYPOCOTYLS 6-like
Exons: 1
Coding region: 484-1137 (217 amino acids)
Biological process (GO): response to light stimulus; mRNA transcription
Cellular component (GO): nucleus
Source: RefSeq, a predicted model, not a curated record
UAGUUUUUGUUUUUCUGUACACAGAUUAUUGCUCCUCUUUUAAAAAAUAAAUCUAUCUCUAUAGGCUAUAUAGCAGCACUCUUCUUCUCUAUCUCUCUCUAAAAAAGUGAGAGGAGAGAGUCUAGUCCGUAUUCAUUCAUUUCAUCUUACGUCCCAUCACCAAGCUAGAGCUCUUCCUCCCACCUCCCCCGCUUAGAUUAUACCUUAACUUUCUAGCGAAACAGGCGAGGCCAGACUCCAAAAGAAGCUCUUUCAAGUGAAGAGAUCAUCGAUCCAAACGGAGCAGUCGGUCCCUUCGGAUCUUGAUGCCACCAUGACCAAAUACGGAAAACUGGAGAGAGAAAGACACGGGGAGGAAACUUACCUAUAGAUAUUGAGGUUUCUUUUCAAGGCAGAAGAGACAAAAGUUAAACCAUCAAUUCCCAGUUGUCGAAAUAUUAGGUAAAAUUGUUGCUUGUACAGACCCAUAGCUAGCUCUUGUUUAUGGAUUCAGCUUCAGGUGCUGGUGCAUCCGACCCGAAUAGCGGAGAGGGUCCAUCCGCAACAGGUUCGGCGCCGGCUGCGGAGGGUUCAUCGCCCUUGCCACUGAGUCGGUACGAGUCACAGAAGCGGCGAGACUGGCAUACCUUUUUGCAGUACCUAAAGAACCACAAGCCUCCGUUAACUCUAUCCCGGUGCAGUGGUGCGCACGUGAUCGAGUUCUUGAAGUACUUGGACCAGUUUGGGAAGACGAAGGUGCACAUCUCCGGUUGCCCCUACUUCGGGCACCCGAACCCUCCGGCCCCCUGUGCUUGCCCGCUAAAGCAAGCGUGGGGGAGCCUGGAUGCGCUGAUCGGACGCCUGAGAGCAGCUUACGAGGAGAACGGCGGACGGCCGGAGUCGAACCCGUUCGGAGCGAGGGCGGUGAGGAUUUACUUGAGGGAGGUGAGGGAAGGGCAGGCGAAAGCCAGAGGGAUUCCUUAUGAAAAGAAGAAGCGGAAACGACACACAGUCACGGCAACCACAUCAGUGGUGGCAGCUUCUGCUUCGCCGGAAAAUGUGCCAGCGAAGGUGAUUCAAGGAGGUGAUGCUGGGGGUUCUGGUGAGGGAAGUGGAAGUGGUGUUGCUCAAACGACGACGACGACGACCACCGUAUAGUUCGUUAUUUUAGAAACUUAAUUUUCCAUUUUCGUCUGUUUUUUAUAACGUUUAAUAUAUAUAUUUACAAGUACUAGUGAUUCUCUCAUAAUUGAGGGUUUUUUUUCUUCUCUUGGCUAUAUAAAACUUAUAAUUAUUCUUCUC